Messenger RNA from Bubalus bubalis (water buffalo), 4437 nucleotides. RefSeq names its product mitogen-activated protein kinase 1 (gene MAPK1). The transcript is spliced from 9 exons. Gene Ontology annotation, cellular component: cytoplasm; nucleus. The record is from RefSeq and is a predicted model, not a curated record. Lineage: Eukaryota; Metazoa; Chordata; Mammalia; Artiodactyla; Bovidae. Gene Ontology annotation, biological process: protein phosphorylation; intracellular signal transduction. The coding region runs from base 179 to 1261 and encodes 360 amino acids. Gene Ontology annotation, molecular function: ATP binding; MAP kinase activity.
GCAGUCGGUCCGAGCGGCGGGUGCCUCCCCGGCUCUCCCGAGCGGCGGCCUCCCCGCUCCUUUCCGGCCAGCGGAGGCAGCUGCGGCGGCCCGGUCCCCCGGGAGGCGCGGCGUGGGCCGAGCGGCGGCCGCGGAGCGUCGAGCGCAGCGCGGCGGCGGCGGCGGCCCGGCAGCCAACAUGGCGGCGGCGGCGGCGGCGGGCGCGGGCCCGGAGAUGGUCCGCGGGCAGGUGUUCGACGUGGGGCCGCGCUACACCAAUCUCUCGUACAUCGGCGAGGGCGCCUACGGCAUGGUGUGCUCUGCUUAUGACAAUGUCAACAAAGUCCGAGUCGCCAUCAAGAAAAUCAGCCCUUUUGAGCACCAGACGUACUGCCAGAGAACGCUGAGAGAGAUAAAGAUCUUACUGCGCUUCAGACAUGAGAACAUCAUCGGAAUCAAUGACAUUAUUCGAGCACCCACCAUCGAGCAGAUGAAAGAUGUGUAUAUAGUACAGGACCUCAUGGAAACAGAUCUCUACAAGCUCUUGAAGACGCAACACCUCAGCAACGACCAUAUCUGCUAUUUUCUUUACCAGAUCCUCAGAGGGUUAAAGUAUAUUCAUUCAGCCAACGUGCUGCACCGUGACCUCAAACCUUCCAACCUGCUGCUCAACACCACCUGCGAUCUCAAGAUCUGUGACUUUGGCUUGGCCCGUGUUGCAGAUCCGGACCACGACCACACAGGGUUCCUGACAGAGUACGUGGCCACUCGCUGGUACCGGGCUCCAGAAAUCAUGUUGAAUUCCAAGGGCUACACCAAGUCCAUCGACAUCUGGUCCGUCGGCUGCAUCCUCGCCGAGAUGCUCUCCAACAGGCCCAUCUUCCCCGGGAAGCAUUACCUCGACCAGCUGAACCACAUUCUGGGUAUUCUUGGAUCCCCGUCGCAGGAAGACCUGAAUUGUAUAAUAAAUUUAAAAGCUAGAAACUACCUGCUCUCUCUUCCACACAAAAAUAAGGUGCCAUGGAACAGGCUGUUCCCGAACGCGGACUCCAAAGCUCUGGAUCUACUGGACAAAAUGUUGACGUUCAACCCUCACAAGAGGAUUGAGGUGGAGCAGGCUCUGGCCCAUCCUUACCUGGAGCAGUACUACGACCCGAGCGAUGAGCCCGUCGCCGAAGCACCCUUCAAGUUUGACAUGGAAUUGGAUGACUUGCCCAAGGAAAAGCUCAAAGAACUCAUUUUUGAAGAGACUGCUAGAUUCCAGCCGGGAUACCGAUCUUAAAUUUGUCAGGACACGGGCCCGAGGACGGCACGCAGACCCCGCGGCUCUCCUGCAGCCCCUGACCCGCCUGCCCCCAGCCCGUCUGCGUGUCCACCUGACUCCUCUGAGCCGUCGGAGGGGCGGCUCCUGGUAGUUGUGGCUUCUGUGCUUUCAAAGAACUCCCUCCGGCCAGAGCGCUGUUCUGGCCCCGUGUGCGUCGCCUCCGGUGGCCUGCGGCUGUGCGUCCCUCAGGGCUCCUCCCGCCCACCUUGCUUCAGUCACUAGCCGCCUUCUGCUCUGAGAGAUGCAGUGGCCCCUCCCCUCCUGAGUCCUGCCCUGGUGCCCUGCCGAUCGCGUCCCCUGGGCGCUUUACGGCAGCGACAGCCCCCUUUGCACUCCUGCCGCCUCACGUCACGCUGAUCCCUCACGGGCACCGGGUGUGGCUUCUAUAGCACUGUCUCUUCUCUAAAUGGGAGGAGGCCCGUGUCAGGCAGCUCACCUGCCCCGUCGGGGGCGCAGCACUUGCAGGAUGCGUCCCACGCGGCCCUGCCUGCUUGCGGGACUCCCGCCAGCAGAGGCGGCUCUCCGGGAUUGGGUAAGGGGCGCAGGCCGCGGGGCGCCCGCCCGACGCCUGAGGGCCAGGCGGGGGCACGCUGCGUCCUCCGGGAGCACCUGUUGUACACUUCCUUUCCUCCUGCAGCAUGUCAGCAUCCCAAGUUCAUCCUCCACCCCCGCUGUGACAGUGUGUGCUAAAGCCUGGUGAGCCUUGGCCGAGCGCCGCCCUGCGCCAGGGCCCACUCACGCGUGGGGCGCCUGCAGAAGCCCGCCCGCCCCCAGCCCUGGCGCCGGCUGCCCCGCCGCGUGGCGCGGCCCCCUGCCCCCGAGCUCUGCGCACAGCGCUCUGCCUGUCCAGCCGUCACUGUCCCCUCGCACGACUGUUGCAGCUUCUGUGCGGAGAUGAGUCCCGGUGCCACGCACCUGAGGUUGAAACGAAGCUCUGUUGUUACCUCUGAGUUGUGUUCCACGGAAAAUGCUCUCCAGCAGAUCACUUAGUUCUCGGUUCUCAGCUUUUCAUUUCUCAGCUGUCCUUUCUUUCUUGUUUGGAUUUUGACAGCAGUGGAGAGUGGGUUAUAUAAAGACUGCCUGCUAACAUGAACGGAAAUGCGCUUGUCGUUCCUGAAAAUAAACGGGCGUCCUCUAUCUCCGUGCUCCGUUAAGAUUCAGUGUCGAUUUCCUCUGGAUCGUGGGGUCCGAACCAACAGUCAGGUUCAGGCUGUGCUUAGACCAGGAAGCCCGGCGGGCCCGCUCCCUGCUGGGCGCUGCCCAAACACCUGGGUUUGUGUAAGGCCAUGUAGACAGUGUUGUGGAGGGGUUUUUUCCUCCACACGGCAGAGCAUCAGUUCUGACAUGCUCCUCAGAUCACAGGUCUGCGGUGUUCUGUCAGACUCUGAUGAUGCAGCCCAGAAGUUGCAAGUUGGGUUCUUUGGUUCUUCUGGAGGGUGGCCUGUGUCCCAGUUGAGCGCCAGGAAGGGCUCGCACCCUCGGGCCGGAGCGGGUGCUGGACUCUCCCCCCUCAGACCAGAACCGCACCUGACUGUCGGCCCUGAGAGCCGUGGCUUCACCUCCAUGCACGGAGCUGUCCAGUGGAGGCCCGUGGGGCAGCGAGAGACGAGCGUUGCUGUCCCGGGUACAUUUUAAAAGGAGCGCUGGCUGAUUAUUGCUCUUAUUUCUCUGUGCUUACUACUAACAUUCCAGAGUAGUGUUAGGAGGUUAACCUGCGGUUCGCUAACCAGACAGCCAGCCACAGCCUUGGUUACUAACCCCUGGGGGCUGGGGGCUUCCCCGCCCAUCGCUGUCCACGGGUGUGGUGGGCAGGAACCACUAACCCUGUGUGGGAGUCCCUGUAGCCUUUCACUAACCACGCCAAGCUUGGUUCAGCGGGUCAGGGAGCUGUCUGAACAAGGCGCCUGUGGUGUGUGAGGCUCACCCUUUGGGUCUGCCUGUGUCUCUCGAAACGUGCACAUUAGGUCACAUGAAUUCAUGCUGGUGACCCCAACCACCCCUGUGACUGCUUCCUGCACAUCAGCUUGGGGCCGAUGGCUUUCUUGGUGUCUAAAAUGUAAGCAAAAAAUUCCUCUUGAAACAUUCCAGUCCCUUCAGUGAGUAUGAGACAAGACCCCUCACGAAGCAGCUGGCGGGCCUGCGAGGGCUCCAGACGGCCGCGCAGACUGCGGGCGGGGGCGCAAGGCCCUCGCGUCUGGCGACGUGACCCCUGCUGCUGCGGCCGCGUGUGGGGGGCCCGGGGUCGGUCUGUCCCUGCGUCAGGUGGGGGCACAGCCUGCGACACGCGUGUGCCAGUGACGUGCGACACGCGUGUGCCAGUGACGUGCAGACGGUGCCGAGGAGACUGGCCUUCGGUUGCUUACGUGUCAAUACGGUUUUAAAUUGGUAACUUUUCUACAGUACAUGAUGGUGUGUAACACACAUACGUAUGCACACAUGCUUUAGGCCCUUCCACGAUACUUUUAUAUUUGUAAGUCAAUGUUUUGGACAAUCCCAAGUUUUUAAGGGAAAUAUUUUUGUAAAUGUGGUGGUUUUGAAAAUCUGAGCAAUCCUUCUGCUUACACGUUUUAAAGCAUCUGUGCUUUAAAAUUGUGCUGGUGUCUGAAGUGACCCUCUUAGCGCAGACGAGAGGCGUGUCCAGCAGAGGGAGCCCAGGGCCACCGCGUGGCGGCCGCGUGGCGUCGCGGGUCAGAGGCGGGAAGCCCGGGCCUGCGCGGCUCCCCUGGAGCGCGUGGCCGCCCCUGCGCGCGCUCUCCGCGCAGAGCAGUUGAGAAAAGUUCAGAGCUGCUUCCUGUCUGCUUUGUACUGUUGGUGCCUUCUUGGUAUUGUACCCCAAAAUCCUGCAUAGAUUACUUAGUAUAAUGGUAAGUUAAAAACAAACGUUAAAGGAAGAUUUUAUUAAGAAUCUGAAUGUUUAUUCAUUAUAUUGUUACAACUUAACCUUUAUUUGUGGUGUUUGUGAUUUGGUUAAUCUGUAUAAAAGUUGUAAGUAGAAAGGUUUAUAUUUCAUCUUAAUUCUUUUGAUGCUGUAAACGUACUUUCUAAAAGAUGGAUUAUUUGAAUGUUUAUGGCACCUGACUUUAAAAAAAAAACAAAAAAAUUAGAAUCAUUAAAUUGUGUCCAUGUCACCAGAA